Messenger RNA from Alternaria postmessia, 378 nucleotides. RefSeq lists its product as uncharacterized. The coding region runs from base 1 to 378 and encodes 125 amino acids. The transcript has 3 exons. The record is from RefSeq and is a predicted model, not a curated record. NCBI's taxonomy places the organism in Eukaryota, Fungi, Ascomycota, Dothideomycetes, Pleosporales, Pleosporaceae.
AUGUCAGACGAUGAGCAAGAAGGGUUGUAUAUCCGCCUUAUCAUGAAGUUCAAGGACAAGAUAUACAGACUUCCAAUACGUAUGUCUGAGCUUUGGCCACAUUCUGCAUGGGAGACUCGCAUGACAGUCAUCACACUCGAUCUAGAGGACCAACUAGCACCAGAACCAGGCAGAAGAGCAGAAACUGAUUCCGAACAGCCAACCCCACAAGAACUUGAAAGUGUCAAUCUCGAAAUUGACUAUGGCACUGACACACUUUCAAUUUUCCGCCGCACACCCAAGAAGCUUAGCAAGCUCAAGUCUGACCCAACAGGUGUGAAUAUACCCAUUGCUUGGGCAAUCUGGAUCGACGAAGACUUUUCGGUUCCAUGGGAUUGA